Messenger RNA from Trichomonas vaginalis G3, 981 nucleotides. Its product is annotated as protein of unknown function (DUF3447). NCBI's taxonomy places the organism in Eukaryota, Parabasalia, Trichomonadida, Trichomonadidae. Gene Ontology annotation, molecular function: protein binding. The record is from RefSeq and is a predicted model, not a curated record. Bases 1 to 981 code for a protein of 326 amino acids. The transcript has a single exon.
AUGUCCCAACCCAAUGUUCUUCCAGUUAAAUUCGAAGAAAUGUUUGAUAUCCUUAAGGGCGAUAUAGACGCAUUUAAUUCAUUAUAUCAGUUAAAGACGAACAAUGAAGAAGGGCUAAAUUCAAUUUACAAAGUUUUAAAAACGAUAUUGCUUGAAUCGAAGAUGUGUCUUCCGCAAUUCAUCUUAGAACGUAUAUCAAUAAUUGCCAAAUAUAAUAACCUCUACAUGAAGUCAUAUUUAUUUUUAGCUAAACAAAUUUAUGAUUAUUAUCAUCCAGAACGUAUCAGAAACAUCACACCUAUCUUUGACUAUCUAUUUUACAAAGAAUAUGGAAUAGUUUUAGAUGAACGUGAGAAAGAACGAUUCAGAUAUUUUGAACAAAAAAAUUAUACAUCAAAUGUUCACGAAGAAAACACUAUUUACAGAGCAAUAAUGGAAGAUGAUAAAAAAUCAUUUAUAUCUUUCACAGAAAGAAAAGGUUUUGACAAAGAUGAAGUUCUCUAUAGUUAUUUUUAUCCAAAUAAUACUUAUGAUGAGUAUCAUAAAAAUUCAUACACACUUCUUGAGCUUUGUUGUUAUUAUGGAUCAAUUGAUUGUUUCAAAUUUUUAAUUUCAGAAUAUAAAUCAAUAAUCACAUUGAAAUGUCUUCAGUUUUCAUUUUUAAGUGGAAACCCAGAAAUCAUGAGUGAAUGUUUGAAAUACCAAGAACCAAAUAGAAAUUGCAUGGAAUAUGCAAUUAUUUCACACAACAUCGAUUUUGUUACAUUCAUAAUGAAUGAGUACAAAAUAGAAAUCAAUUUGGAAUUAUGUGGAAAUUAUAAUAAUUUUCAUGCAUUUUUGGUUUAUUUGGAUCAUACUCAAGACAUUAACACCUGUAUUAUUUAUUCAACAAUGUUUAAUAAUGUUAAACUUUGUCAAUAUUUGAUUUCGCAUGGUGCAAAUGUAAAUGCUAAAGGUAACUCAUUAUGCAGCAAGAUUUAA